Oncorhynchus mykiss (rainbow trout) is the source of this 2233-nucleotide messenger RNA. It is a transcript of the gene gabrzb, whose product is annotated as gamma-aminobutyric acid type A receptor subunit zeta, b. NCBI's taxonomy places the organism in Eukaryota, Metazoa, Chordata, Actinopteri, Salmoniformes, Salmonidae. Gene Ontology annotation, biological process: monoatomic ion transmembrane transport. The record is from RefSeq and is a predicted model, not a curated record. Gene Ontology annotation, molecular function: extracellular ligand-gated monoatomic ion channel activity; transmembrane signaling receptor activity. Gene Ontology annotation, cellular component: membrane.
UGAGGACUACAAGUGAUUUUUGGUGACGUUAAUCUCAUGGAGCAGCUGUAGGGUUGGAGGACUGUUGCUCAUCAUUGCGCAUGAAGCGGCAGUGGCGCGGCUCCUCUCCUAGUUGACGGGAAUUCGCUGACACCAAUUAUUUUCGCGGGCAGAUGCACGCACAUCACCAUAUGCCGCCUAUAGAAAACUGGACUGAAGUGCGCUACCAGUUACAACGUUGAUUUGAAUGCUAAGGACAAUUCGGUGACACGGACUUUUAUCGCCAGUAUAAACUGAACUGUAUGGCAUGUUCUCCGCCACCAAUCGCUACAGAUAGACUUCACCAGACGCCUCCACACCUCCAGCAAUGAUGGCUGUUCUCCGCUCUGGAGGAAGUGUGUUCAUCAUGCUCCUCAUUAGCAGGAUGUUAGAGAACUCACUGCUCAGUGCUGAAGUAAAGGAGGGAGAGAUUCUGCCUCCCACCAUUCAGAAGCUGAUGAAAGGAUACAACAAGUACCUCAGGCCUUUCUUUGACAAUGGGCCAGUGACUGUGGGCAUGAGUUUGGACGUUGCCAGUAUUGACACCAUAUCAGAGAUCAACAUGGACUACACGGCCACCAUCUUCCUGCGUCAGCGCUGGACAGACGAGCGCCUGGUGUUUGAGGGGAACAAAAGCCUGAGUCUGGACGGCAGGCUUGUGGAGCUGCUCUGGGUACCAGACACAUUCAUCGUAGACUCCAAGAAGUCCUUCCUCCAUGACAUCACUGUGGAGAACAGGCUGAUAAGGAUCUUCCCCAAUGGAACAGUGCUCUACGCCCUGAGGAUCACCACCACUGUGGCCUGCAACAUGGAUCUGACCAAAUAUCCCAUGGACAAGCAAACCUGCACUCUGCAACUGGAGAGCUGGGGCUACAACACCAACGAUGUGAUGUUCUACUGGACCAGAGGGAACGAGUCGGUCAGUGGUUUGGACACGCUGCGUCUGGCCCAGUACACAGUAGAGGACCACUACACCUCUGCGUCUGAGGCCAUCUAUGAAACAGGCCACUACCCCAAGCUGAUCUUCCACUUUGAGCUGAAGAGAAGCAUCCUGUACUUCAUCCUGGAGACAUAUGUUCCCUCUAGCCUGCUAGUGGUCCUGUCCUGGGUGUCUUUCUGGAUCAGCCAGUCUUCCGUCCCCGCGAGGGUCUGCAUCGGAGUGACCACGGUUCUGACCAUGACCACGUUGAUGAUGGGUGCCAGGACGUCCCUGCCCAACGCCAACUGUUUCAUCAAGGCCAUCGAUGUGUACCUGGGCAUCUGCUUCAGCUUCAUCUUCGGAGCCCUGAUCGAGUACGCCGUGGCCCACUUCUGCACCCUCAACCACCCCGACGCCAACAUUGUCAUGUACGGUCACCAGAUGGGAGGCUUUGACGAGGAGAUGAACGGCAUGGUCACUACCAUCGCUGCUGAAAACAAUAGGGCCAAGAGGCGUAAGGAGAAAGCUGCUGCAGUCUCAGCGCCCAUGGCAGAGCUGGAACUGGGCCCCUCCAGCCCCACUGGCAGUGAGCCCAAGCCCGAGUCUCCUGAGGAGCCCCCCAAUCGCUGCCUCACUGUCCUGGUCCUCCUCCGCAAGUUCCUGCGCAAAGCUGCAAACUGUUGCCAUGUGGAGAAUCCCCACUUAAUAGACAACUACUCCAGGAUGACCUUCCCCCUCUCCUUUGUAUUCAUCAACCUCCUCUACUGGACAUACUACCUGUACUUGUAACACACAGGAGUGUGUGUUUCGGUAUGUGCAUGUGUGUGUGUGGGUGUCUGAAUCUGUGUGUUUCUGUUUGUAAGUGGGAUUCGUUCAUACUGUAUGUGUUUUUUCUCAAACAAUACACAUGUUUACAUUUACGGUCAUGAGUGAAGCAUAGUGUACAGUAGACCACCAACUACAGUACAACAUCCUGAGGAGAAUUACAUGUCCAUGCCUCGUUUAUUAUACCUGAUUCAGCUCAUUACUGCUCUCAUAAUUGAUGAAUUUCCAGUAAGUUCUGUCCAUGAUGGCCUGCUGACAGAUGACCUAUGGCUGGUGUGGAGCAGAGGAGUGAGUGGCUGGAUGCGCUGUGUAAUAUUUAUGAAUGAGCUGCGAAGGGAAGCAUCCAGAGUACCUCUGGGUUAGGCUGGGUCCACACUUAAGCUCCGAAUGGCAAUAUAUACAAUAUAUAUAUUGAGAGAGGGAAUGAGAGAGACAGAGAGAGAGAGAGAGAGGGAACACUAAAAUAACACA